Closterium sp. Naga37s-1 is the source of this 11443-nucleotide messenger RNA. Lineage: Eukaryota; Viridiplantae; Streptophyta; Zygnematophyceae; Desmidiales; Closteriaceae. The record is from the annotation of a GenBank genome assembly.
AUGCAGCAGGAUGGUCCUGAGAGGGAGAGUGUGGGCGAGAGUGGUCAGCAGGCAGAGAGUGCAAGGCACAGGCGCAGUCAGAGCAGUGCUCAUGCUGUCAGGCGUAGCUUGGUUGAGUCACCUAGGCUGCAGCCGCAUCAGCAGCAGCAGCAAGGUUUGAGGCGACAGCAGGUGCAGCAGGAUGGUGUUGUGAGGGAGAGUGUGAGCGAGAACAGUCAGCAGGCAGAGAGCGCAAGGCACAGGCGCAGUCAGAGCAGUGCUCAUGUUGUCAGGUGUAGCUUGGAUAAGUCGCCUAGACCGCAGUCACAGCAGCAGCAGCAGCAGCAGCAAGGUUUGAGGCGACAGCAGGUGCAGCAGGAUGGUGUUGUGAGGGAGAGUGCCAGCGAAAGCAGUCAGCAGGCAGAGAGUGCAAGGCACAGGCGCAGUCAGAGCAGUGCUCAUGUUGUCAGGAGUAGCUUGGAUGAGUCAACUAGGCCUCAGCCGCAGCCGCAGCCGCAUUUGGGGCGAUGGCAGCAGCAGCAGCAGCAGCGUGGGACAGGGAGUGAGAGCGAGAGCAGUCAGUCAGUACAGCGUGCAGGUCACAGGCGCAGCCAAAGCAGUGCUCAUACUGUCAAUGGACGAAGCUCUGCUGACUCAGUGGGGCAGCAGCAACAGCAGCCCUAUUCUAGGAUGCCGCCCCCGCAGCAGCAGCAGCAGCAGCAGCAACAGCAGCAAGGGGGGAGUUGGAAGGAGAGGCCUAAGCAGCGGGAGGGAACAAGUGGGGAGGGCCAGAGGAGUGAGGCAAGCAAGAAGCGGGCAAUACAGGAUGCUGAGAUGCCAACUGGUUGGGAGGAAGCGUUGGGAGAGUAUGCCGGAGAGCGAAUGGGAGAGCAAGCAGGAGAGGCAGCAGGAGAGGCAGCAGGGGUGGCCGUUCAGUCCACUGGAAAGCCACGCGAGGCAGCAGGGGGGAUUGAAUGGGACCAAAUUUCACCUGAUGAUGCUGCAGUUCCCAUGGCCGCGCCUGUGUAUGGAUCCAUGGAGGAAGACCAAUGGGGGGAGGGGAACAGAGGUGACUGCGAAGGAAGUGAUAGUGACGAGGGCUCUGUUAUAGUGGCGGAUGUUGUGGAGUUGGAGAGUGGUGAAGUGGGAGGCUCGGCGUUUACAGAUAGGGAGGAAGUUUUUGAGGCGCCUAACAAAAGGAGCUCUGUUGCAGUGGCGGGUGUUGUGGAGUUGGAGAGUGGUGAAGUGGGAGGUUUGGCGUUUACAGAUAGGGAGGACAGGAGAGUAGAGGGAUGGGAGGAGGAAGCGGUGGAGGAGGAGGAGGGGGAAAGGGGAGAGGACGAAUCGGAGGAGGAGGAGGAGGAGGAGGAGGAGGAGGAGGAGGAGGAGGAGGAGGAGGAGGAGGAGGAGGAGGAGGAGGAGGAGGAGGAGGAGGAGGUGGAAGAGGGGGAGGGAGCAGAGGAGGAAGCGGAGGAGGCGAAGAAGGAAGAGGCGAAUAAAUGGGGGGAGGCAAAGUCAGUCCGGCAAGGCGGCUGGGGUGUGGAUGUGGGGUUGGGGGGGGCAGUGCAGGAUGAGGAAGAACAGGAUGAGGAGGAAGCGGGGGCAAAGGAGGAGGCAGAGGAGGAUGAGGGUUGUAGGUUGGGCGAACGGGUUAAGGUUGAAGAGGAGGAGGAGAGAGGGGGGGCGGAUUAUUGGGAUGAGGUGGUGGAAAUGGAGGAGGAAGAAGAGGAAGAGGGGGAGGCCUUCACCCCAGCCUCUGUAACAGCUGAAGAGGCAGUAGCUGUCACGACUGAUGAGGUGGUUACCGUAACGGUUGAUGAUUCGGUUACCGUAACGAGUGAUGAUUUGCUUACCGUAACGGCUGAUAAGCUGGUCAUUGACUUGUCUGAUGGUGAUGAUGAUGAAGGCACGAUACAGGAACUCCAAGCAGAGAGCUCUGUUGUAGUGGCGGAUGUUGUGGAGUUGGAGAGUGGUGAAAUGGGAGAUUUGACGUUUAUAGGUAGGGAGGAUGGGAGAGUAGAGGGGUGGGAGGCAGAAGUGGUGGACGAGGAGGAGGGGGAAGGGGGAGAUGAGGAAUCAGAGGAGGAGGAAUCAGGGGAGGAGGAGGAGGAGGAGGACGAGGAGGAGGAAGCGGAGGAGGAAGAGGCGAAUAAACCAGAGGAGGCAGAGUCAGUCCGAACAGGCGGUUCGGGUGUGGAUGUGGGGAUGGGGGAGGCAGUGGAAGAUGAGGAAGAACAGGAUGAGGAAGAAGAGGGGGAGGAAGAGGGGGCGGAAGAAGAAGAGGAGGAGGAUGAGGGUUAUAGUUUGGACGAACAGGUCAAGGUUGAGGAGGAGGGGAGAGUGGGGCCAGAUUAUUGGGAUGAGGUGAUGGAGGUGGAGGAGGAAGGAGAGGAAUUGGAGGAGCCCUUCAGCCCGGCCACUGUAACAACUGAAGAGGUAGCUGUUGUCACGACUGAUGAGGCGGUUACCGUAAUGGUUGAUGAUUUGGUUACCGUAACAGCUGAUAAGCUGGUCGUUGACUUGUCUGAUGGUGAUGAUGAAGAGGAGGACAUGAUAGGGGAACUCCAAGCUGAGAGCCUGGAGGGUGGGGGCACGGGGGGGAACCCGAGCACAAGCAAGGGGAGUGAAGUCAAGAGCAAGAGCAGCGGAAUGAGGAGUAAGAGCAGUGGGAGUCUGUUUCGCGGGCUGAGGAGCAGAAGCAAGCUGUUAUUAGGAGGAGGAGGCAAGGGGGCUGGGCAUGGGGAGGCAGGCAGUCAGGAGGAGCAGUAUGGGUCCACCACAGGGGCAGUGGCAGGUACAUUGAAUCAGGACAUUAGUGGCAACCCUUAUCCUUCUGCUGCUCCUCUCGCGUUCCCAGCAGCACUCUCUGUCAAUACCGCCGCCAGCAGCAGCGCCAUCAGCAGCAGCAGCGCCAUCAGCAGCAGCAGCAGCAGCAGCGGUAUGGCAGGGCUGCGAGCCCGCUCUUUUGCUGCAGUGGGGAACGUCAGAAGCGGUAUCUCCUCUGCAGCGAUAAAAGCAGCGGCUGGGAUCAGCUCAGGAGCGCGUAACGUCUCUGCGGUUACCAGCCUCCCCGGCGCGGCUGCUAGGAACGUGGCUGCUGCAGCAGGGGAGGUGGGGCAAGGGGCGAGGAGCCUUGCUGCGGUGGCAGCAGGGGGGGUGGCUACUGGUGCGGUGGCUGUUGCUGGGGGGAUCAAGGGAGGGGCGUGGAACGUGGCAGGGGGGAUUAAGGGCGGAGUGAGAACGGUGGCUGGAGGGGUGAGGGAUGGGGCAUUGACGGUUGCAGGAGGGGUGAAAGGAGGGGCUAUGACUGUUGCAGGAGGGGUGAAAGGAGGGGCUAUGACUGUUGCAGGAGGGGUGAAAGGAGGGGCUAUGACUGUUGCAGGAGGGGUGAAAGGAGGGGCUAUGACUGUUGCAGGAGGGUUGAAAGAGGGUGCUUUGACAGUGGCAGGGGGUGUGAAAGAAGGGGCUUUGACAGUAGCAGGGGGAGUAAAAGAGGGAGCUUUGACAGUGGCAGGAGGAGUGAAAGAAGGGGCUUUAACAGUGGCAGGGGGUGUGAAAGGAGGGGCUUUAACAGUGGCAGGGGGUGUGAAAGAAGGGGCUUUAACAGUGGCAGGGGGAGUGAAAGGAGGGGCUUUAACAGUAGCAGGGGGUGUGAGCGGGGGUGCGCUGACAGUGGCAGGCGGGGCACAGAGCGUGGCAUUUGCAGCAGCAGGAGGAAUCAAGGAAGGAGCGCGGAGCGUGGCAGGCACCGCAGCAGCGGCAGCAGCGGUGGCAGCAGGAGGGAUCAAAGAGGUGGCAUCUGAAAUCAGGCAUUUGGCAGAAGAGGUGGCAACUGGUCAGGCUGGAUCUGGCUCUGGCAGGAUGCAACGGGUGCAUAAUGUUGCGGACAGAGAGGAUAGAGAGGUUAAAGAGGGCGAGGAGGGGGACGAGAGGGGGUUGUUGCAGAGUAGCGGCUUGGGUAAGAGCAGAAGCAGAGAUGGGGCCACGAGCGCCGUUCGAACCAGCCCUGGCUCCUUUACAGGCAGAUCCGUUACAAGGAGUAAGACCCACGGCAGCCGAAUCAUCAGCAGUAGCAACUCCUCUAGCCCAAUGGUGCCUGCCAGCCUUGGUAGGAGCAGGAGUGGGAAGGAGAGAGAUGCUCCCGGCAACUUCACUGAAGGUUCCUUCGAUGCAGACUCCUUCCUGGAUGGUUCCUUUGAUUCUGACUCCCUGCCUAGGUGGUCCUUCGAUGCAGCUUCCUUCCACUCCAGCCCAGCCCAUACGGACCCUUUCAAUCCAGACCUUUUCGCUGUAGAUUACUCAGGCGGCCUUGGCACGGGCAGUACGGGUACCAAAUCACUCCCUAGAGGGGAUACUACCAGCAGGGGAGAGGCACAGGCACUUCCGCGUAAGGAGUCUAGAGGCAAUCUGUUGACAAGGAAAGGUGGCAGUGCUAGGAUGGCUAGAAGCGAAACUGCCACUCCUGCUCUGGCUGCUCUGGCUUCUUCACCGGGUCAGUUACCCUCCGCUGUAAAACCGAAAACGCUCGCUCGGAGUGCCACUGCAGUAGCCACAAGCUCAGGCGGACCUGACUCGGGUUCUGUUUUUGCCUCUCAACCGCACUCAACCGCUUGGUCUGUCGCUCAAGAGGACUGCACCGCAGCAGCAGUUGGGGCGCUGCCUAGCAGCAAGACCACCAGCGGAGUGAGCAGCAGCAGCGAGGCUGCGGGAAGAGGGAGUCUGAUUUUUUUGGGCAGCGCAAGCUUCCAGCAUGCCCGUAAGGGGCAUUCGAGAGAUUUGCCCGAGGAAAUCCCGUUCCUCAGGGUGACUAGCCUCGCAGCCCUUUCCCCUGAAGAUGCGCUGCUGGCGUUGUGGGAGGAGGAGGAGGAGUGUGAGGAAGGAGGGGAGGGUAGGAGAGGGAUAAGAGGCUCUCACUCCCGCCGUUUCCAUGCCUCCGGGCUUGCCAUUGCCGGGGCUGCUGCCGCAGCUGCGGCAGGGGUUCGGUCCGGAGCUAAGAACGUAGCUUCGGGAGCAAUGAACGUGAGGGCGGGGAUCAAGGGAGGGGCAAGGAACGUGGCGUCUGUGGCAGCAGCAGCAGCAUCGGGAAUAGGAUCGAGAGUGGAUAGUAUUGCUGGUUUGCCUGGUGGGCCGAGUGUGGGUGGGAGCCGGGGUAGCAGCUGCUGCAGACAGGCUCCUAGGACUGAGACGUUUGGGCACAAUGCGUCGUUCGUUGAUAGGUUUGUCGCGGGGUUGGAGGAGAGCGGGGUGGGUGUGGAGGGAGAGAGCGGACGCGAUUUAGGGGGAGAGGAAUGGGAGGUUGGAAGCGGUGAUGAGGGAUGGGGAGGGAUGGAGGAGGGAGUUGGAGAGGAGGAUGAGGAGUGGGAGUUGGCAGAGGAGGGUGAAGAAGGGAAGAGGGAGGGUGAGGGGUUAGAGGAGGAAGGAGGACGGCUGGAGGGGUUGGAGGGGGGGCAUGGAUUCGAGAGCUCUCAGAAACACCAGGGGCAGCACAGGGGACGAUUUUCACGUGCAUUUUCCAGCAGUGCUGUUUCGGUGCUUGCCCUUCCUGGCAGCAGUAUGGGUGAGGAGGAAGAGGAGGUUAGUGCAGCCAGCAGUGCAGCCAGCAGUGCAGCCAGCAGUGCAGCCAUGCGACGCUCAGUGAGCAGCAGGAGCAGCGGUAACGCGGUAACCAUCGGUCUUGCCGUGACCAGCAGCAGCAAUGCGAUACCCGAUAGUGCUGCAGUAACCAGCGAUGUUGCUUUGACGAGUAGAGCAGCAGCGGAGGGGCAGCACUGCCGGCGGGCUUUACCAGCCUACCAGGUGCCCCUGUCCCUCCGCAUCCGCAUCAGAGCAGCUUCGGAGCAACGCACUUGGUUAGACGGGGGUGAGGGAGUGGGUAAGGAGGGUUUGGAAAUGGGCGUGGAUGGGGGAGCGGCUAGGGCACUGCGUAUGUCCUCAUCCAUGGGUGACGGAUCUAGGCUUGUUGCCAGGUCAGCCUCCUUCACAGGGACAGGAGCACAGUCAGCGAGUCCAGCUGGCAGCGCCACGUCAGCAUCGCUGGAUAGUGUUGCAGAUUCCCGUUCCCCGCAGCAGCAGAAUCAGCGGAUGUUGCAAAGGGCUAAGUCCGAGGGUAGGGACGCUGCUGGUUCGGCUUCAUACUCCUUAUUGCAUGCUUCACAGUUGCGUUUUGCAUCGCAGACCGGUCGCAGUGGUUACAUGUCAAGCAGCCGCUCCGGUUCAAGGAAGCGACUGCUAGAAAUAUUCCGAGAGCAGCAGCAGCAGCAGCAGCAACAACAACAACAACCACAGGAGGAGCAGCAGCAGCAGCAGCAGCAGCAGGAGCAGCAGCAAAGGAAGCUAUCAAGUCGUGGUUUGGGCAGGAGAGGGCAGUACCUGAGGCAAUGGGCCUCAGCGGGAUGUCCCUCUCCCUUAAACGCUGCUGCAGAUGCUUCUCUAGCUGCUGCCUCAGGUGCCCGCUCAGGUGCCUCCUCAGGUGACUGUUCAAUCGUGGCCUCAGGUGCCGUCUCAGGUGCCGCGUCAGCAGCCUCCUCUCCCCUGCGCUCCUCAUUCACUGCACAGCCACGUGGCAGCUCUCCAGGAGCCUAUCUUCCACGUGGCAGCCUCUCAAUGGUGCACCGUUUCGUCUUUAUAGAUCCCCCAGCCAGUAGCAUUCGCCCUGCUGCCAUCACUGCCAGCAGCAGCAACACCCGUUAUCCUCGUAACCCUAGUAACCUAAGUAACUCCACUAACUCUAGUUACUCCAGUAGCUUCUGUAACACUAGUAACCCGAAUAAUAACCCCAAAAACUUGAAGCGGAUUGGCAGCGCCACGCGUGGCGGAUUCUCCAGCAGAAGCAACUCAUCAAGUCGGUUCCGUGAGAGCAAGCCCUCCCAGCUCAUCCGCAAGAGCAAGAGCAGCAGCAGCAGUAGCAGUGACUGGAGGCGUGAUGUUAGCUCGCACGAGAAGGAGCAGAUCAGCACGACAAGGGAUGCUCCUUCUCUCCAUCGCUCCAAGUCCUCUGGGGCGUCACUGGACAGGGCCACAGGUAGCGGGGAUUUCGUGUCUCUUCAGCAGACAGAGCAGAAGGAGCAGACAGAGCAGCAGUCUCGGCAAUUGCAGCAGGAGGAGCAGCAGGCGCAGCCGAUGAAGCCGACACUGCAGAAGCUCAGCUCGCGCUCCAACCGUGACUUAAUCGGUUUGCAGAAGGAGCAGGAGCAGGAGCAGCAGGAGCAGCAGGCACAGCAGGAGCAGCAGGAGCAGCAGGAGCAGUUGCAGCAGGUGCAGCAGUCACAACCAAUGAAGCCGACACUGCAGAAGCUCAGCUCGCGCUCCAAUCGUGACUCAUCUCUCUUGCCUCACUGCUCCCUUCCCCCCUCUUCCCUCCCUGCCGAACCCUCCACAUCCUCCCUCUCCUCUUCCUCCUCCUCUCUCCCCUCCUCUCUCCCGUCCUCUCAGCGACAUGCAGUUGAUCUCACCACCUCCUUCCCUCAAUUCAAGCGAGAAAUCGCCCGGAUCCGCUGCCUGUCAUCCCUUAGAUCCGCUGCUGCCUCUGCUGCCUCUGCUUCUGCUUCUGCUGCGUCUGCUGCCUCUGCUGCCUCUGCUUCUGCUUCUGCUGCGUCUGUGUCUCUGAGUGGUAAGAAGCACCCCCAGGAGCGGUGGCAGGAGUGGGCUGAGCAAGUGACGGGAAAGAAGCUCCUGUCACGACAGCUCAACGAGCAGCAGGAGGAGAAGCCGCGGAGUUCCGAUGAAAUUCAAACGGAUCAGCAGUCAGAUCAGCAGAAGGGUCGGGAGCAGGAUCAGCAACCGGUGCAGCAACCGGUGCAGCAGCAGGUGCGGCAGUUACAAGGCAAGCCACCCAGACCCGGGCUUCACCGCAGCGCCAGUGCACAAUCUCUCAACAGGCUUCAUCCAAAGGUCCCUCCUUCAGAAGCGCCUCGCAAGUCCCUUCUUGGUUUGAGGUCCCUCAGAAACAGUGUGAGUGCACAAUCCACUCUCAACAACACGGGCCACCCAGACCUCCCUCCUCGCUUCCCCUCGCCAGGUACCCCCUCAGAUGCCUCAGGUGAGUUGCCAGGUGCUUCUCCAGGUGAUUCUCCAGGUGCCUUUUCUCAGGUGCGUCCUCAGGUGCUUCCGCAGGUGUUCCAGUUCCUCUUUGAGCCGCACUUCCCGCUGCCAGAACCCUCACUGCCUGCUCGUGCGAACCUGCUUCUGGCCAAAUGCUCUGAGCUGUCUAGGAUUGAACGUAGAGAGCUCUCGAUCAGAGGGCUUAUUCUGAGGCCGGAGGGAGGGGAGAGUGUGAGACAGGAGGAGAGGAAGGUGGGUGUGGAAGGGAGAGAGCGAGACGGGGAUGGGGAGGGGGAGAAGGGGGUUGAGGAGGGGAGGAUGGCGGAGGAGAACGAGUGCGGUGCCGAGGGGUUGGGAGCGGGAGAGGGUGGUGGUGGGGAGGGGGAGAGGAGUAAGAUGGUGUGGGAGAAGCUAGAGCAGCAGCUGGAGGUGCAGAGGGAAGAGGAGGAGAGUCGAGAGAGAUUAUUAGAGCAGCAGCGAGCAGAGGGCAGAGAAGAGCGAGCGGAGAGCAGGGAGGAGCAAGCAGAGAGCAGAGAGCAGAGUGAUGCUGCUGCUGGCGGCGGGGAGGUGGUUGGGGGCAGUGCAGGGCAGGGUGAUGAGGUGGAUGAGCGUGGUGCUGUGGGGUUGAACCCGGUGCUGACACCGGCCAAACCGCCGCGCAUGCUUUCCCGGCUAAAUGCCACCCGACGCCGCCCGUCUGAAGACAACAGUUUCGAUGGCAAGAGCGUGGGAAGUAGAGAAGGGGAGGAGGAGGGUGAUAGGGCGAGUAAUCAAGGCGGGACGGAGGGUGAGGGAGAUGAGGGGGAGGAGGAUGGGGAGGAUGGGGAGGAGGAAGGGAAGGCAGAAGGGAAGGCGGAAGGGAAGGCGGAAGGGAAGGCGGAAGGGAAGGCGGAAGAGAAGGUGGAAGGCAAGAAGGGGGAGGAGGUUUUAUCUCCAAGAGAAGAAGCCAUGAUGCUCCUGUGGGUGAUUCCUGGGUUAGGGGGCGAGGAGGAGGAGGAGGAGGAGAGGAGGAGGGUGAGAAUACGUCAAGCCCUGGCAGCUGCAGCAGGCGGGAUUGCGAGUGGGGCUUUAACUGUGGCGGGGGGGAUCAAGGGAGGGGCGUUGAAUGUUAAGGAAGGAAUUAAAGAAGGGGCGUUGAAUGUUAGGGAGGGGAUUAAAGGAGGGGCGUUGAAUGUAAAGGAGGGUAUUAAGGGAGGAGCAAUUAGUGUAAAAGAAGGGAUUAAAGAAGGCGCGUCAAAUGUGAGAGAGGGGAUUAAAGAAGGGGCGCAGAAUGUAAAGGAGGGGAUAAAGGAAAAGGCGAUCAAUGUGAAGGAGGGGAUCAGGGGAGGGGCGAAUAAUGUUAAAGAAGGGAUCAAAGAAGGGGCGUUGAAUGUUAAAGUAGGGAUUAAGGGAGGGGCGUUGAAUGUGAAGGAGGGGAUCAGGGGGGGCGCAAGGAACGUUGCAUCGGUGGCGUUGGCAGCGGCGGCAGCAGCAGCAUCGGGGAUUGCAUCUGGUGAGUCAAGGCGGACACACAGCAUGGGUCGUCUGCCCCGACGUGUGACUAAGAGCGGUGAUGAUUCUAGCUGGGGUUCUGAGGCGCUUCAUAAGGAGGAGAGGGAGUGGGAGGAGGAGGAGGAAAAGGAAGAGGAGGAGGAGAGGGAGAGGGAGGAGGAGGAGGAGGAGGCGGGAACAGGGGAGGUGGGAGCUGACCCUGGGGCGCUUCAAAGCCUGGGGAGGUCUUAUCUGGGGGAGGUGGAGAUUGGUGCUGUUGGGUUUGCUAAGGUGGUACGGAGAUACGACGAUGAUGAUGAGGAGGAGGAUAAGAGUGAGAGUGUCAAUAACGAGGGUGGCAAUAACGAGGCCUUCUGGUGGGGGGACUACGAGGAAGAGGAGCAGCUGAUGCUGGAUGAUUCAGAUGAAACUUCAGGUGAAUGUUCACGGAACCCUGUUGUGCUUGGUGGUUUUCAGGAAGGUGAGGUCAUUGGUGGACGUGUGGUAAAGGGCGGGGCAUUAGAAUUGGGAAACGGGUGGGAUGAGGGAGGAGGAUUGGAAGAGGGAGAGGGGUUAGGGAAGGGGCUCGAAGGGGGAGGAGGGCAUGGAAGAGUGGUUGCUGGAUGGGGUGCUCUGAAGAAGCUUGAUAGUAGGCGGCGCGAUCGACGGUCGAGAUCGUCGUUUGGCUCCGAUCUACCGUCCGUGGAUGAAGAGGAGAUGGAGGUGGAUGGGGGUUUGAGUGAGGAGGGGAGGGAGAAGGAGGAGACGAGAGAGAGGGAGGGGAGGAUUGAGAGGGAGGGGAGAGGGGGGGAGGGGAGAGAGGUGGAUGAUGGGAGAGAGGAGGAGGAGGGGAGAGACGAGGGGGAGGGGAGUGAAGUGGAGGAGGGGAGAGUGGUGGAGGUGGGGAUAGAGGGGGAAGAGGGGAGCGAGGCGGAGGAAGAAAGAGAGGCGGAGGAGAAAACAGGGAUGAAGGAAGGAGAGUUGGAGGAGAUUGGGAGUGAAGGGGAGGAGGAGGAGGCUAGGAGUGAAAGGGAGGAGGAGGAGGCUAGGAGUGAAGGGGAGGAGCAGCACAGUGAGGCAGGGGAGGGAAGCUGCGUCGGGGAUGCAGGAACGUGGCAGGACGCGGGAGAGGCAGAGGCGCGACGAGAGGUGGAAGGGGAGGGAGAAGUGGAAGGGGAAAGCGAGGAGGAGGGAGGAGGAGAGGCUGAGGCGAAAACAGGGAUGAAGGAAGGAGAGGAGGAGGAGACUAGGGGUGAAGGGCAGGAGGAGGAGACUAGGAGUGAAGGGGAGGAGGAGGAGACUAGGAGUGAAGGGCAGGAGGAGGAGAGAGAGGCGGAGGAGAGAAGCUGCGUUGGGGAGGUGGGAAUGGUGCAGGAAGCGAGAGAGGCAGAGGAGGGUGCAAAGGUGGAUGAGGAGAGAGAGGUGGAAGGGGAAAGGGAGGUGGAGGAACGAGGAGAGGCAAUGGAGCGAACAGGGAUGGAGGGAGGAAAGGCUGAAGAAGAAGUUGAGCGUGAAAGAGUGGAGGAGGAGAGAGAGGAGGAGAAAGAGGAGAAAGAGGAGGAAGAGGAGGAGAAAGAGGAGAAAGAGGGAAACAGUAGUUGCGUUAGGGAAGUGGAAUUGGCGGAGGAAGGAGGAGAGAGUCUGGAGGGUACACAGAUGGAAGGGGAGCGAGAGGAGGGUGAGGAGGAGGAGAGUGAGGUGGGGAAGAGACUAGGAUUGGAAAAUGGAGAAGAGAACGAAGAGAGCGAGAAGAGUGAGGAGGGAAGUCAUAGGGACGAGCAAGAUUUGGAGGAAGAUGGGGCGAGUAGAGGCGAGGAAGUGAGGGAGGGGGAGGAGGGAAGGGAGAGGAAGGAGGGCGUAGAGGGGGAAGAGGGAAAGGGCGAAGAGAGGACAGAAGGAGUGGUGGAUAUGGGUGAAAUGGUAAAUGAGGAGGUAGAUGGGAGGGCUGAGGCCA